AUGCUCCUGUUUGUUUUGUUCUGCCUGCUGUGGAAUUUCCAGACCUCCACCAGCCAUUUCCCUCGAGCCUGUACCUCAUUUCAGAACCUGAUAGAGAAGGAAUGCUGUCCACCAUGGAGUGGGGACAGGAGUCCCUGUGGCCAGCUUUCAGGCAGAGGUUCUUGUCAGGACAUCCUUCUGUCCAAUGCACCAUUUGGGCCUCAAUUCCCCUUCACAGGGGUGGAUGACAGGGAGUCUUGGCCUUCUGUCUUUUAUAAUAGAACCUGCCAAUGCUCUGGCAACUUCAUGGGAUUCAGCUGUGGAAAUUGCAAGUUUGGAUAUUGGGGACCAAAUUGCACAGAGAAACGAAUCUUGGUGAGAAGAAACAUCUUCGAUUUGAGUGUCCCAGAGAAGGAUAAAUUCCUUGCCUACCUCACUUUAGCGAAGCAUACCAUCAGUGCAGACUAUGUCAUUCCCACAGGCACAUAUGGCCAAAUGGAGAAUGGAUCAACCCCCAUGUUUAAUGAUGUCAAUAUUUAUGACCUCUUUGUCUGGAUGCAUUACUAUGUGUCAAGGGAUACUCUGCUCGGAGGAUCUGAAAUCUGGAGAGAUAUUGAUUUUGCCCAUGAAGCACCAGGUUUCCUGCCUUGGCAUAGACUCUUCUUGCUACUGUGGGAAGAAGAAAUCCGGAAGCUUACGGGUGAUGAGAACUUCACUAUUCCAUACUGGGACUGGCGGGAUGCAGAAAACUGUGACAUUUGCACAGACGAGUACAUGGGAGGUCGCCACUCUACAAACCCUAACCUUCUCAGCCCAGCAUCAUUCUUCUCCUCUUGGCAGAUUAUCUGUAGCCGACUGGAGGAAUACAACAGCCGUCAGGCUUUAUGUGAUGGAACACCUGAGGGACCUUUACUGCGAAACCCUGGAAGCCAUGACAAAGCUAGGACUCCAAGGCUCCCCUCCUCAGCAGAUGUGGAAUUUUGCUUGAGUUUGACGCAAUAUGAAUCUGGCUCCAUGGACAAAGCUGCCAAUUUCAGCUUCAGAAAUACACUGGAAGGAUUUGCUAGCCCAGUUACCGGCAUAGCAGAUGCCUCACAAAGCAGCAUGCACAAUGCAUUGCACAUCUAUAUGAAUGGAACCAUGUCCCAAGUACAAGGAUCAGCCAACGAUCCCAUUUUUCUUCUUCAUCAUGCAUUUGUUGACAGUAUUUUUGAAAAGUGGCUCCGAAGACACCGCCCUCUUCAAGAUGUUUAUCCAGAAGCCAAUGCACCUCUGGGGCAUAAUCGGGAAUCCUACAUGGUUCCUUUUAUACCUCUCUACAAAAAUGGAGAUUUCUUUAUUUCAUCUAGAGAUCUGGGCUAUGAAUACAGCUACCUACAAGAUUCAGAUCCAGGCUUCUUUCAAAACUACAUUGCACCCUACUUAGAACAAGCUCAUCAGAUCUGGCCAUGGCUGGUUGGGGCAGCCUUGGUAGGGGCUGCCUUAGCUGUUGCAGUGGUGGCCCUUACUAACCUACUGUGCCAUCACAAGAGAAAGCAGCUCCCCGAGGAAAAACAGCCACUCCUCAUGGAAAAGGAGGACUACCACAGCUUAUUGUAUCAAAGCCAUUUGUAAAAGCCACAAGCAAUGGAGUGGGACCAGAACAUAUGUCCUCACUCUAACUCAGAGUGCUGUGCAGGUUCCCGGGAGACACUUUCAACAGAAGCCCCUGUUUGUCAGUGAAGAUCCUUCUUAGAAUUGUAAUCUAAUGCAAAAUGUGCCCCCCACACA
Heterocephalus glaber (naked mole-rat) is the source of this 1749-nucleotide messenger RNA. It is a transcript of the gene Tyr, whose product is annotated as tyrosinase. Lineage: Eukaryota; Metazoa; Chordata; Mammalia; Rodentia; Bathyergidae. Gene Ontology annotation, molecular function: tyrosinase activity. Gene Ontology annotation, biological process: pigmentation; melanin biosynthetic process. The record is from RefSeq and is a predicted model, not a curated record.